Molecule: messenger RNA, 1505 nt
Organism: Callithrix jacchus (white-tufted-ear marmoset)
Lineage: Eukaryota; Metazoa; Chordata; Mammalia; Primates; Cebidae
Source: RefSeq, a predicted model, not a curated record
UCGGCCUCCCAAAGUGCUGGGAUUACAGGCGCUACACAACACCUUGCUAGCUCACAGAUAGGCUUUAAAUAGGGACACAAACUAUCAGAUUGCAUUUAAAAUAGAUCACUGGGGGCCCAGCACGGUGGCUCACGCCUGUAAUCCUAGCACUUUGGGAGGCCAAGGUGGGUGGAUCACCUGAGGUCAGGAGUUCAAGACCAGCCUGGCCAUCAUGAUGAAACCCCAUCUUAAAAAAAAAAAAAAAACCAUAGAUCACUGGGGCCAGGUGUGGUGGCUCACACCUGUAAUCCCAGCACUUUGGGAGGUCAAGGCUAGAGGAUGGCUUAAGCCCUAGAGUUCAAGACCAGCCUGAGCAACAUCGUGACACCUGUCUCUACAAAAAAAAAUUUUUUAAUUAUCUGGACAUGAUGGUGUGCACAUGUAGUCCCAGCUACUCCAGAGGCUGAGGUGAGAGGAUAGCUGGAGCUCAAGAGGUUGAGGCUGCUAUAAUCACACCACAACACUUUAGCCUGGGUGACAGAGUGAGACCCUGUCUCAAAAAAAAAAAAAAAAAAAGACAGCCAUUGCAGUACAUUGAGCUCCAUAGAGAUAGUGCCAGGGCAAGGGAGAGCCAGAUGGGUACAGGGUGACUCUGUGCCUCACUGAGGAAAAAUAACUAAACAUGGGCAAAGGAGAUCCUAAGGAUUCGAAAGGCAAAAUGUCAUCAUAUGCAUUUUUCAUGCAAACUUGUCGGGAGGAGCAUAAGAAGCACCCAGAUGCUUCAGUCAGCUUCUUAGCAUUUUCUAAGAGGUGCUCAGAGAGGUGGAAGACCAUGUCUGCUGAAGAGAAAGGAAAAUUUGAAGAUAUGGCAAAGGUGGACAAGGCCCAUUAUGAGAGAGAAAUGAAAACCUAUAUCCCUCCUCAAGGGGAGACAGAAAAGAAGUUCAAGGAUUCCAAUACACCCAAGAGGCCUCCUUCGGCCUUUUUCCUGUUCUGCUCUGAGUAUCGCCCAAAAAUCAAAGGAGAACAUCCUGGCCUGUCCAUGGGUGAUGUCGUGAAGAAACUGGGAGAUGUGGAAUGACACUGCUGCAGAUGACAAGCAGCCUUAUGAAAAGAAACCUGCCAAGCUUCUUUUCAUAGGAAAAAUACCAAAAGGAUAUUCCUGCAUAUUGAGCUAAAGGAAAGCCUGAUGCAGCAAAAAAAGGGAGUUGUCAAGGCUGAAAAAGCAAGAAAAAGAAGGAAGAGGAGGAAGAUGAGGAAGGCAAAGAGGAUGAGGAGGAAAAGGAAUAUGAAGAAGAUGAAGAUGAUAAUGAAUAAGUUGGUUCUAGCACAGUUUUUUUUCUUGUCUAUAAAGCAUUUAACCCCUCUGUACACAACUCACUCCUACAAAAAAAAUUUUGACAAAAGAAGACAAAAAUUGAAAAGAAAAGAAAAAGAUCACUGGGACCUGCAAUGUAAAGAAGGGUCUGAAGCAGGCAGCACUAGAGGCAAGAAGACCAGUCAGGCUUGCACGAGUCCAGGCAAGU